UGUGUGCGUGUCAGCACCGCACGCACGGCCGGAGCGCCGAGGCGGCGCGUCGUGAUUGCUGGGGAGAGAUCAGACGUCGAGCGGCGCGGCGCUGUAAGUCCGAGGCAGCAGAGGAAAUCCGCUCUCCCGUUCCCCCUCCGUCUCCCCCUGCAAUUCGGCUUUAGGAAUCGAGCUAAUCUGAAGAACUAGCCGACCGCUUACGUAAUUAGCCUCGCCGUUCUGCCGGGAAAAUGCAGCGCAGCUCCGGCUUGCUUCAGGUGGGGGCUGCAUCCGACGGGGACCGCUUCUCUCUUCCGCUCACUAACGCCGGCCGACCCAAUGCACCACUUCGCUUCGCUGCGCAGGUCCCAGCUCCCGGAUUCUGACAUGGACUAUGAGAGACCCAACGUCGAGACCAUCAAGUGCGUGGUGGUGGGGGACAACGCGGUGGGCAAGACGCGUCUGAUCUGCGCGCGGGCGUGUAACGCCACCCUGACACAGUACCAGCUGCUGGCCACCCACGUGCCAACCGUCUGGGCCAUCGACCAAUACCGCGUGUGCCAGGAGGUGUUGGAGCGGUCCCGGGACGUGGUGGAUGAUGUCAGCGUCUCUCUGCGUCUGUGGGACACAUUCGGGGAUCACCACAAGGACAGACGCUUCGCCUACGGGAGGUCAGAUGUGGUGGUCCUGUGCUUCUCCACCGCCAACCCCAACUCUCUGUACCACGUGAAGACCAUGUGGUACCCCGAAAUCAAGCACUUCUGCCCACGGGCGCCCAUCAUCCUGGUUGGCUGCCAGCUGGACCUGCGCUACGCCGACCUGGAGGCCGUGAACAGGGCGCGGCGGCCCCUGGCCAGACCGAUCCGGUCCAAUGAGAUCCUGGCGCCGGAGAAGGGGCGGGAGGUGGCCAAGGAGCUGGGCGUGCCGUAUUAUGAGACGAGCGUGGUGGCGCAGUUCGGGGUGAAAGACGUCUUUGACAACGCCAUCCGCGCCGCGCUCAUCUCGCGCCGCCACCUGCAGUUCUGGAAGUCACACCUGCGCAACGUGCAGCGGCCGCUCCUGCAGGCGCCGUUCCUGCCGCCGCGGCCGCCGCCCCCGCUCAUCACGGUCCCCGCCCCGCCCUCGUCCGGCGCGGAGCACCCCGGCCGCCUGCUGGAGGACCCGCUCUGCACUGACGUCCUGCUCGUGCUGCGGGACCGGCAGCGCGUCUUCGCCCACAAGGUCUACCUGGCCACCGCCUCCUCCAAAUUCUAUGACCUCUUCCUGCUGGACCUGGGGGCCGAGGAGAGGCAGGGGGAGCCCCCGGCCCCAGCUCCGCCCCGGGCCCCACCCCUCUCCACGCGGGCCGCCAGCUUUGACGCGUGCGAGAGCGAGGAGGGCGAGCGGGCAAGCCUGCGGGCGUGCACCAGCGACGACGCGCUGAGGGGCGGGGCCGGGGUGAGGGGUGGGGCCACGGAUGGGGCGUGGCCCGGGAGGCUGCUGUCGUCAUGGAGCCGGGCCUUCGUCAGCAUCCGAGAGGAGCUGGUGGACGACCCGGUGAUGGGCGGUGCGAGGCCCAUGACGGUGGUGCACAUGGACCCGUCGGUUCUGCCGGGCCCGUUCCGCGUGGUUCUGCGGUACCUGUACACGGGCCAGCUGGAUGAGCAGGAGAAAGAGCUGAUGCACAUCGCCCACAUCGCCGAGCUGCUGGAGGUCUUCGACCUGCGCAUGAUGGUGGCCAACAUCCUCAACAACGAGGGCUUCAUGAACCAGGAGAUCACCAAGGCCUUCCACGUGCGCCGCACCAACCGCGUCAAGGAGUGCCUGGCCAAGGGCACCUUCUCAGACGUGGUGUUCAGGCUGGAUGAUGGCACCAUUGCGGCCCAUAAGCCUCUGCUCAUCUCCAGCUGCGACUGGAUGGCGGCCAUGUUUGGGGGACCUUUCGUGGAGAGCUGCACCAAAGAGGUGCCCUUCCCUAACACUACGCGUAGCUGCAUGCGGGCAGUGCUGGAGUACCUGUACACCGGCCGUUUCUGCUCCAGGCCUGACCUGGAUGCCAUGGAGCUCAUCGUCCUGGCCAACCGACUCUGCCUGCCUCACCUGGUGGCCCUCACAGAGCUCUACACAGUGACGGUUCUGAAGGAGGCUGCCAUGAUGGGGGCGGACAUUGAUGGGGAUGUGUUGGUAUACCUGGACGUGGCUCAGUUUCACUGUGCCUAUCAGCUGACUGAGUGGUGUCUCCACCACAUCUGCACCAACUACAACAGCGUCUGCCGCAAGUUUCCCCGCGACAUGCGGGCCAAGUCUGCAGAGAACCAGGACUACUUUGAGAAGCACCGCUGGCCGCCGGUGUGGUACCUGAAGGAGGACGACCACUACCAGAGAGCCUGCAAGGAGCGGGAGAAGGAGGACUGUCUUUACCAGAAGCGACAGUGCAAACGCAAGUGGCUCUUCUGGAACCUUCCGUCCUCCCCCACCUCCAACCCCUCCUCCUCCUCCUCCUCCUCCUCCUCUGGAUCAUCUGCCAUCAUCUGAUUGGCUCCCGCCCCCAGACAGAGGCCCCACCCACUCCUGGGAGAGGGUGAGUUGAGUAUGGAGCUUCAGUGAAGCUGUCCACGGAGAUCGGUCUGCUCUUCCCCCUGCUCCGCCCCCCUUGCCUGUCUGGCCCUGCCUACCUGAACCAGUAGUAGCAUGAGGGUGACACCUAGAGGGUCAUGGCUGCGUAGUGACUUGCCAACAGGCAUCCUCUUCUGUCUCUGUUUAGACUUCAUCAUAAGAGGUCCCUUCAGUCUCUACUCUGAUGGGUCAGAAACAGUUAGUGAUGGAAAAAUGACCCAGAGUCCUCUCUGCGCUGCACAAUGACACCCCCCCCCUCAGAAAGAGACACUGGUGCUCUCUUCCUGCCAGGGGUGGAGGGAUCUUCCAUUACUGGGCUCCUCUUGUUCUGAAGCUCUGCCAUAGGGCAGAAAGCCUCUUCCUGCCCAGCGGCUCCGCCCUUUCUGAGUGGAGGGAACUCAAAGGA
Megalops cyprinoides (Indo-Pacific tarpon) is the source of this 2980-nucleotide messenger RNA. RefSeq names its product Rho related BTB domain containing 2b (gene rhobtb2b). The transcript is spliced from 10 exons. Lineage: Eukaryota; Metazoa; Chordata; Actinopteri; Elopiformes; Megalopidae. The coding region runs from base 319 to 2493 and encodes 724 amino acids. The record is from RefSeq and is a predicted model, not a curated record. Gene Ontology annotation, biological process: small GTPase-mediated signal transduction. Gene Ontology annotation, molecular function: GTPase activity; GTP binding; protein binding.